GCUCUAUAAAUACAAAGGAACUUCCUUCGUCGUUCUCUUUACCGCGUGAGCCUGAACGACACAGGCACUAAACCGCCAUGCCCGUUGCCAGGAGUUGGGUUUGUCGCAAGACAUAUGUCACCCCCCGCCGUCCAUUCGAGAAGUCCCGUCUGGACCAGGAGUUGAAACUCAUUGGUGAAUAUGGUUUGAGAAAUAAGCGUGAGGUGUGGAGGGUUAAGUUCACCCUGGCCAAGAUCCGUAAGGCUGCCAGAGAGCUUUUGACUCUGGAUGAGAAGGACCCCAAGCGUCUGUUCGAAGGUAAUGCUUUGCUCAGGCGUCUGGUGAGGAUUGGUGUGCUGGACGAAAGUAAGAUGAAGCUCGAUUACAUCCUGGGUCUGAAGGUUGAAGACUUCUUGGAGAGGAGGCUGCAGACCCAGGUUUUCAAGCUCGGUCUAGCCAAGAGCAUCCACCAUGCCCGUGUCCUUAUCCGCCAGAGGCACAUUCGUGUGCGCAAGCAGGUGGUGAACAUCCCCUCCUUUGUGGUUCGCCUGGACAGCCAGAAGCACAUUGACUUCUCCCUGAGGUCUCCAUAUGGUGGUGGACGCCCCGGCCGUGUCAAGAGAAAGAAUGCCAAGAAGGGCCAGGGAGGAGCUGGAGGAGCUGAUGACGAGGAGGAAGAUUAAAAAGGAUGUCGACCUAGGAGCUUAAACUUCUGAACUGUCAAAUUUUCAAUAAAAAUGUUUUGGUCUGACCAGAAAA
Solea senegalensis (Senegalese sole) is the source of this 738-nucleotide messenger RNA. RefSeq names its product ribosomal protein S9 (gene rps9). Gene Ontology annotation, biological process: positive regulation of translational fidelity; translation. NCBI's taxonomy places the organism in Eukaryota, Metazoa, Chordata, Actinopteri, Pleuronectiformes, Soleidae. The record is from RefSeq and is a predicted model, not a curated record. The coding region runs from base 78 to 662 and encodes 194 amino acids. The transcript is spliced from 5 exons. Gene Ontology annotation, cellular component: cytosolic small ribosomal subunit. Gene Ontology annotation, molecular function: rRNA binding; structural constituent of ribosome.